Messenger RNA from Alternaria alternata, 996 nucleotides. RefSeq names its product Rhodanese-like protein. The record is from RefSeq and is a predicted model, not a curated record. NCBI's taxonomy places the organism in Eukaryota, Fungi, Ascomycota, Dothideomycetes, Pleosporales, Pleosporaceae. The transcript has 3 exons. Gene Ontology annotation, molecular function: thiosulfate-cyanide sulfurtransferase activity. Gene Ontology annotation, cellular component: mitochondrion. Bases 85 to 816 code for a protein of 243 amino acids.
CAUCUUCAGUAGUUCUAACAUAGACAUCGCCAACUCCGUUCCAAUUAAACCGUCAGAAACAUCGCUGCAUUCUUCGCGAAAACAAUGGCCUCCAAACGCGCCGCCCAGCUGUUCGGCGCCCGCUCUAACGCCUCCGUCAUCGGCCAACGGACUACGCGGUUGAGCUUCACCACUGCACGCGCUUUUAGCAUUGCGCCUAAUUCGCCAACCGCAAAUGCUUUGAAGAGCAGAUUCGUAGUCGUAGAAAGCGCAGGGAGACUACAGGCUAUCCAGGCGCAGAAGAGGUGGCACUCACAAGCGCCAAAUGACUUGAAGCAGAACAAACUUUACCAGUUCGACGACGUCCUACACAUUCUCGAAGCCCCAUCAGACUCACGCCUUCUUAUCGAUGUCCGCGAACCCCAUGAAUUCGAGAAAGAUACUAUCCCAACCUCUAUAAACAUCCCCGUCACAUCACAGCCCGAUGCGCUGCUACUAGAUGAAGAAGAAUUCCAGGAUAGGUUUGGUUUUCAAAAACCACCGAAAGGGAAGGAGGUUGUCUUCUUUUGCAAAGCCGGAGUGAGGAGCUCGGCAGCUGCGGGGAUUGCAAGGCAGGCUGGAUAUAUAAACAUCGGCGAGUACCGCGGAUCCUGGCUCGACUGGCAGAAGCGCGGCGGACCGGGCACAAAGUCCCCACCAAAGCCUGAUGGCAUGGGUGAACCUAAAGCCCCUACAACCGAAACAAAGCCUACAGCUAGGACGGGCGACAGUGGGGAAGAGGACCUUGGGCCUCAGGGACAGCCACCAUAUCCACCAGGGCCCAUGGGCCGGCAGUAGAUCUGCGAUGUGAUAUAGGGCUAGACUAUCAACAGAUCACCUCAUAUCAUUGCCCGGAGGUUGUAAAUAUGAAAAUGAAGACUGCACAUAUGACUGGUUCAAGAUCACUGCACAAGCAUAUUGUUAUGAUGACAUUAUGGUAUUAUAAAGGUAGAGUGGAGCUGGCUGCAACUAUAUGGC